Pseudoliparis swirei is the source of this 2759-nucleotide messenger RNA. It is a transcript of the gene fibinb, whose product is annotated as fin bud initiation factor b. Bases 452 to 1075 code for a protein of 207 amino acids. Lineage: Eukaryota; Metazoa; Chordata; Actinopteri; Perciformes; Liparidae. The transcript has a single exon. The record is from RefSeq and is a predicted model, not a curated record.
GACCCCGGAGCCCGGCUCUUGAGACCUCCAGAUGUUGCGUUCGCGGCACCGAGCGAAGUCGGGAGUCUGAGCUCCGGCUGUUUCCACGAAACGUUCAUACAUUUAUUUCACCGGUAGCGAUGGACGCUGGCAGUCUCGGUUAACGGAAGAAGAAGGAGAAGGAGAAGAAGAAGGAGUGAGGCUGUUGAAAACAAUAUAUACUUUUUACAAAUCUUUUGUUUGGACUAAAAAAGGAUAUUGAAGCCUCAAUUUCCCUGCGCAGUUUGGACGUUUAAACCUGAUUGAAAUGACUCCGCUGCGGAUAAAAUAGUCCGUCAAGACGUGGGACACUUUUUCCGCUGAUAUAAGGUUUUUUUAAAUUAUAUAUAUAUAUCUAUAUAUAUUAUAUAUAUUAAAAAGCUCAUUUGUUAUUCGUGAGUGUGUAUUUGUGUUGGGGGACAAAGUGAGCACAAUGGCUGCCCUUCACUGGCUCCUGUGUGCCGGGAUGUUAUCGCUGCCGACGUGCGGAGCGUUCUUCCGCGGACCGUUACAGCCGGAGAUGUCCAACGGCACGUUUCAUCACUACUUCGUGCCGGACGGCGACUACGAGGACAACGACGACCCGGAGAAGUGCCAGAUGCUCUUCAAGAUGACGGACGAGCGCAAGUGCGGUCUCGACGAGGACCAGUACGCCGUGAUACAGGACGACUUCACCAUCAUCAAGCGGCAGAUAGAGGACUCGGCCCGGGUCCUGGAGGGCAUCGGGAAGAGCAUCUCCUUCGACCUGGACGGGGAGGACAACUACGGGAGGUACCUGCGGAGGGAGACGGCGCAGAUCGGCGAGGCGUUCACGAGCUCGGAGAAGUCGCUGCUGGAGCUGGAGGUGAAGUUCAAGCAGAGCCAGGAGAGCGACCUGAAGGAGGAGCACCGGCUCAACGACGACUUCCUGAGCAUGGUGGUGCACACGCGGGACGUCCUGAAGGACACGGUGGACAUUUCCGUGGGACUGAAGGACAAGCACGAGCUCCUGUCGCUGAUCAUCCGCAGCCACGGCACGAGGCUGAGCCGGCUGAAGAACGAAUACAUGAAGUUCUGAGAGAAAGUAGUCCCCCCCGCACUUUGCAGUAGCGACUUUUUCUUAUAAUUUAAAAAAAAAAAUGUUUAGGGAUUAAUGUGUGUGAGCACGAGAGAGAAGGGGGUAACAACAAAUACAAACAAGUGUAGUUAUAUUAGGGAUAAAAACACAAUUUAAAGGGCCAGUUCACUUGCAUUACAAAUAAAUCAUAUUCUCUAGAGAAGUGGUUAAAAAAAAAAAAAAAUAGCCUAAAUAUCUUACAUUUGACUUUUAAUAGGAAAGAAGAAACAUACUUAAAUGCAAUCCAAAUAUGUUCAAUAAACACAACUCUUAGUGAUGAGUGCUUUACUUUCAGGGUGGAGAGGGAUGUAUGCGUCCAGGUCAUGUGACAUUUCACCAAAGCUCCAUUACCAAAAAAGCCCCCCUCCCCCCCACCCACCACAUAUUACCCCAUUGCAUUUGGUAAUCUGAUGAUUUACCACUUACGUACAAUAUCCACCCCUCAUUAUUCCACAUUCUCACGGUCCUGUUAUGUAUCAGAACAGCUUUUAUUAUUUUUUUAGUUGAUAUUGUGCUCAUGUGGUCCAGAUUCCAGAACGAACAAAUUCCAUUGAUGGCAUUCAUCUCUGUGAAGGUAUAAUGUUUUUUAAAAAACUAAAAUAUACUGGUAGGAAGUAAGAAAGAAAAUGUGUUGUAGUUUUUAAUGACAUCGUACUUGUUAUGAAUAGACAACGAGGAUAUGGAUGAUAUCCUCUCUCACAUUCACUUCAAUUGCAUUUUUAUUUGAUAAUAUGGUGAUUUCUGGAGAAAACUAUAUAUCUAUAUUCUUUUUUUAGAUGACACCUCAAACUAAACUUCAAACAAAUCAAAGAACUUCAUCAUAUUGAUGCAAAUAAAAUCAUAUCAGUGUUUUUGCAAUAUCUCUAAGGUAAAUGUACACGCCACGCAAACACACAAUGGGGGUAUGGUCAUUUUUGGUAAGUGCACAGAGUUCACCUGGUGUGUGUGUGUGUGUGUGUAAAUGUGUGCGUGUGAAACAACGGCUUUGAAUGUGAGUCAGCAGAUUAGAACAGCGAGAACAGGAACCAUCAGCUCAGACGAAGGCUUUUUUUCCCCCCAAAAAAUGUUGCUUGGUUUAUUUUUGACCCUUUUAAAAAGUUGGAUAAAUGAGUUGUUCGUAUGUCGUCACGUCGCACUAAAGCCGGGCGUGAAUUUGUGUCGUCGGAUGAAUGUUUCUGAGCAUAUCAGAGAAUGUUUACAUGUGGAACCAUUUAGAUUUUUUAUCUUUUUGUCAUUUAAAAAAAAGCUUUUUAUAGGCCGGCAGCACAAUUCUUAACUGUUGUGUGUGUGUGUGUGUGUGUGUGUGUGGCCUUUAAACUGUGCUGCUCUGCACAGGCUGUAUACUCUUGGAACAUGUACAGUGUUAUAAGAAAUACGUAAAAUACUGUGAGUGCCCAUAUUUUUUAUUACAACCCCCCAAAAAAAGAAACCCACCAAUAUUAAUGUUUUCAUCGUUUUUAUAUAGCAUUUUGAAACCGAGCCGCAUAUAAAUAUAAAAUAUAUAUAUAUAUUCUUUGUGUAACUAGGCGAGAUUGUAAAAUCAUUGGCGGGUAAGACUGCAGGCAGCACUCGAGGACGUCCACGUCCGACACUAAUCGGACGGUUCUGUGUCUUCUUAAAUAAACAGUUUGUGUUUUGAAGUGUC